This is a messenger RNA of Tetrahymena thermophila SB210, 927 nucleotides long. RefSeq lists its product as hypothetical. The record is from RefSeq and is a predicted model, not a curated record. The transcript has a single exon. NCBI's taxonomy places the organism in Eukaryota, Ciliophora, Oligohymenophorea, Hymenostomatida, Tetrahymenidae.
AUUAUUUAAUUAAAAGAAGAAAUAUUAUUAAUCAAAUUCACAAACUAACAAGAAAAAAGGCCUUUAAAAACCUUAUUUCUCAAUCAUUUUCAUCACUUUUUUCACUUUGACACUAACAAACUGAAAAAAUACUGUCUAUCUGCUACUAAACGCUCUAUCUUGACACAUUCUCACUUAAUACUAAAAAUGUUCCAAUAACCUCAAUACUUUGCUUAUAACAAUAACAAUAACUACGGAAACAUCGGUUAUUAUCAAUAAGCUCAACAAUAAGCUAUGAUGGAUAUUUACUUCCUCUAACAACAACAAUAACUCCAAUAACAAUAACAAUCAUAGAUUUAAAACUAAAAAAUGGUCUAAAACAACAACAUCUUUGAAGACGUUUCUGAAGAAGUUGAAUAAUUUAAUGUUUUCGGAAUUUUAGACGAAAGCAUGGAUUUGAUAGAAUUUGAAUACAAUCAAAAAUAAUCUGCUAAGGAUAAUUUCGAAGAUGAAUUCUCUGAAGGAAGCACAAACAAUUCCUCUGCAUCUUCCCACAACUCCUCCAAAAUUCUUGAAGAAAACUUCUAAAGCGACGAUUCCAGUGACAGUUGCUAAUUUUCUCAAGAAGAAAAUAAUUUCAGUGAACAUCAAAUUAACCUCUACAGCGGUUAAGGCGUUCACCUCUUUUUCGAUUCUAAUGACAGAUGUGCUCACUCCGAAGAAAUAAUCCUUUUCGGAGAAGAAGAAGUUGUUAUUUGCAUUAACUAAUAAUAAAUUGCAAAUUACUAAAAUAGCAACAAAAACGUUAGAAUCGUUUUCAUGUGCCCUGGUAAAGAAGUCAUCGUAAGAAGAGCUCUCUCUAGCUACUCUGACAGCGAAAUGAUGAACUCCUUGCCAAUUAACAUGAGCUCAGCUGCUUUAAGAUUUGUCGCUAGCUCAGAAUUCUGA